GCUGGGACUAUAAACCAGAACUCCUGAUUGUAGCCCAGUGUUCUUUCUACAGCCCAUAGGGCUGCUGAGGCCACCCAGGACCUGGACAUAGUCUCCCCACCGCACCCCAGCUCCUGGCCCAGAUGAGGCCCAGAUCCCCCUCCCCCUCCAACUCUCUCUGCAGGACCUCGGGGGUCAGGACGUGGGUGUAACAGAUCCCUCAAUAUCCCAAUUUCAGGCCAUGGUAGAAGGGGGGUUGCCCCAAAUUCCAGCCUUGGUCUCAGUCUGACGCCCCCCAGGAAGGAAUUAGAGGGGCCCUGGCCAGCUGUACUGGCUGCUGCUUGUGAGCAGAUUACAGGAGGGGCCAGACAAGGGCUCCUUUGUGGAGGCCUGGCUUAGGGAGUCAGGUGACUGCUCAGCACACGCGUGGGUAGCACCAGCCUCUAAGUAAGGCCUGGGGCACUGGCCAUAGAGCCCCAGAGAAUCCUACCAGUCCAGUGGCCAGACUUUUUGUGGGAUCACCCAACCAGCCCGGAGCCCCACCUGACCCAAGCCAUCUGCUGCAGCCCAGUGCCUGGCCAUGACUGUCACCUACACAAGCCAAGUGGCUAAUGCCCGCUUAGGCUCCUUCUCCCGCCUGCUGCUGUGCUGGCGCGGCAGUAUCUACAAGUUGCUCUAUGGCGAGUUCUUCGUCUUCCUGCUCUGCUACUACACCAUCCGCUUCAUUUAUAGGCUGGCCCUCACGGAGGAGCAGCAGCUAUUGUUUGAGAAGCUGACUCUGUACUGCGACAGCUACAUCCAGCUCAUCCCCAUCUCCUUCGUGCUGGGCUUCUACGUGACGCUGGUCGUGACCCGCUGGUGGAGCCAGUACGAGAACGUGCCGUGGCCCGACCGCCUCAUGAGCCUGGUGUCGGGCUUCGUGGAGGGCAAGGACGAGCAGGGCCGGCUGCUGCGGCGCACGCUCAUCCGCUACGCCAACCUGGGCAACGUGCUCAUCCUGCGCAGCGUCAGCACCGCGGUCUACAAGCGCUUUCCCAGCGCCCAACACCUGGUGCGAGCGGGCUUUAUGACCCCCGCAGAACACAAGCAGUUAGAAAAAUUGAGCUUACCACACAACAUGUUCUGGGUGCCCUGGGUGUGGUUUGCCAACCUGUCAGUGAAGGCCUGGCUUGGAGGUCGAAUCCGGGACCCUAUCCUGCUCCAGAGCCUGCUGAACGAGAUGAAUACCUUGCGUACUCAGUGUGGACACCUGUAUGCUUACGACUGGAUCAGUAUACCGCUGGUGUACACACAGGUGGUGACCGUGGCAGUGUACAGCUUCUUCCUGGCUUGCCUGAUUGGGCGGCAGUUUCUGAAUCCAGCCAAGGCCUACCCUGGCCACGAAUUGGACCUUGUUGUGCCUGCCUUCACGUUCCUGCAGUUCUUCUUCUAUGUUGGCUGGCUGAAGGUGGCAGAGCAGCUCAUCAACCCCUUUGGAGAGGAUGAUGAUGAUUUUGAGACCAACUGGAUCGUUGACAGAAACUUGCAGGUGUCUCUGUUGGCUGUGGACGAGAUGCACCGGGACCUGCCUCAGAUGGAGCGGGACAUGUACUGGAAUGAGCCAGAACCACACCCCCCCUACACCGCUGCUUCUGCCCAGUCCCGUCGACCCUCCUUUUUGGGCUCCACCUUCAACAUUAGCCUGCACAAAGAAGAGAUGGAGUUCCAGCCAAAUCCAGAGGAGGAGGAUGCUCCCGCUGGCAUCAUUGACCGCUUCUUUGGGCUGCAGUCCCACGACCAUCAUCCUCCCAGGACAAACUCAAAGACUAAACUCCUGUGGCCCAGGAAAGAAUCCUUCUUCCAUGAGGGUCAGCCCAAGAACCCCAAGGGGCCUGCACAGAUCCCCAGGGGCCAGGAAGACAGCAAGGCCUGGAAGCUCAGGGCGGUGGAUGCCUUCAAGUCUGCCUCACUGUAUGAGAGGCCAGGCUACUACAGUGCCCCACAGACGCCCCUGAACACCAUUCCCAUGGUCUUCCCCCCAGAACAAUUGGCACCCUCCAGGCUUCAUAGUGUCACAGGCAUAGACACCAAAGACAAAAGCCUAAAGCUGGUGACUUCUGGGGCUAAGAACAGUUUUGAAUUGCUCCCAGAGGGUGAUGAGGCCUUGACAGAGCACCCAGAAGUACAUCAUGUGAAGAGGAAAACUGUCGAGUUCAACCUGACUGAUAUGCCAGAGAUCCCUGAAAGCCAACUCAAAGAACCACAUUUGGAACUAUCGGCAAGCAACUUACACACUAUACUCAAAGAUCAUGCAGAUCCUUAUUGGGCCUUGGAAAACAGGGAUGAAGCACAUUCCUAACCUGUUUCCUAAGGGUGACGCUUCACUGGCCUGGUCCUCACCUGCGCGAACACCAACAGGACACUGAUCCAGUCACAGCCAUAUAGUUGUCCACACUGAAGAUAUGUUUCUAUGACAGCCUGAAUUAAAUGGUUAGCUUAAUGGAUAACAAAACUCAGUAGUCCAGGACUACCUCAGCCUUUAAAUGCCUUUUAUACAUAAAAACCGUGAAAGCUAGAAUGAACCAUUGAAAACAUGUCACGUACGACACCCAAUUCAGAAUCCUGUCUGAAUUUGACAAACACACCUUGGCAUCUUUCCCAAACUAAAAAAUACAAAUAUU
Messenger RNA from Galeopterus variegatus (Sunda flying lemur), 2639 nucleotides. RefSeq names its product bestrophin 1 (gene BEST1). Gene Ontology annotation, molecular function: chloride channel activity. The transcript has 11 exons. Bases 560 to 2317 code for a protein of 585 amino acids. The record is from RefSeq and is a predicted model, not a curated record. NCBI's taxonomy places the organism in Eukaryota, Metazoa, Chordata, Mammalia, Dermoptera, Cynocephalidae.